AUGGCCAGCUAUUUUGAGGACCUAAACAUUGCAGUCAACAACAAUCGAUCCAAUCGUGAGACUCGUAAUGUGGACCUUGACGACUUCAUGACACCUACUCCAUUACGUGGCAACGGUGACCACGGCAACAGUCGUCGUCAUGUCGAUCCCGCACACAACUUGCAGCAAUUGUUACAAACGGCAAAUUUUCUGAGUCAGUUUAGAGAGCAAAUGCAAGCAGUGGGCAACCAUGAUCAAGAGCAGUUUUUGGAUAACUUGGUAUCCCAAUUAUUGGAAGAAUCUCAAAGCCAAGCAAAGGGCCCGCCUCCUGCAUCCGAACGCUUUAUUCGAUCCCUCCCUGGCAUCAAGGCACAUCAAUUGGAUAGUGAAGAGACAUGCAUCAUUUGCAAGGAUAAUCUAAAGACAUCCGACCAACCAGUGACUAAGAUGCCAUGUGGCCAUUUUUUCGAUCGAGAAUGUUUGGUGCCUUGGUUGCAAUUACACAAUACAUGCCCAUUAUGCCGAUUCGAGGUGGAAACGGAAGAAAAAGUCAAGCAGGAAGAAGAAGAAGAGGCUAGAGAUAUGAUGUAUGGUUAA
Molecule: messenger RNA, 576 nt
Organism: Lichtheimia ornata
Lineage: Eukaryota; Fungi; Mucoromycota; Mucoromycetes; Mucorales; Lichtheimiaceae
Exons: 5
Coding region: 1-576 (191 amino acids)
Source: RefSeq, a predicted model, not a curated record